Malania oleifera is the source of this 858-nucleotide messenger RNA. Its product is annotated as actin-depolymerizing factor 1. Gene Ontology annotation, molecular function: actin filament binding. Gene Ontology annotation, biological process: actin filament depolymerization. The record is from RefSeq and is a predicted model, not a curated record. The transcript is spliced from 3 exons. Bases 155 to 580 code for a protein of 141 amino acids. NCBI's taxonomy places the organism in Eukaryota, Viridiplantae, Streptophyta, Magnoliopsida, Santalales, Ximeniaceae. Gene Ontology annotation, cellular component: actin cytoskeleton; cytoplasm.
AUACAACCUACCACCAGGAUAGUAAGCCCUUUCAGACCCACCCCGAAUAAAAGGCUAGCACAGCAUCGCCAUAGUCCCUCCUAAUCGGAGACGGAGAAUUUGCUCUUCUAUAUUUGUUCCUACCCCCACCAAACGCUGAAGCGGAACGACAAAAAUGGCAAACGCUGCAUCGGGAAUGGCAGUCAAUGAUGAAUGCAAGUUAAAGUUCUUGGAACUUAAGGCAAAAAGGACUUAUCGCUUCAUAGUUUACAAGAUUGAGGAGAAGCUGAAGCAAGUUGUUGUCGAAACACUUGGUGAGCCAGCCCAAAGCUACGAGGAUUUUGCCAAAAGUCUUCCUGCUAAUGAAUGUCGCUAUGCAGUAUAUGACUUUGAUUUUGUGACGGCAGAAAAUUGCCAGAAAAGCAGGAUCUUUUUCAUUGCAUGGUCGCCUGAUACAUCAAGGGUGAGAAGCAAGAUGAUAUAUGCAAGCUCCAAAGACAGAUUUAAGAGGGAACUAGAUGGAAUUCAGGUAGAGUUGCAAGCAACUGAUCCAACUGAGAUGGGUCUCGAUGUUAUUAGAAGCCGUUGCAGUGGAAUAUGAGCUAUAGGACUUGAAAUGGAGAGUUUUCUUCUCCAUGCAGUCUUCAUUGCUUGAGUGAAAUGUUUAUAGUUUGUGAGAUGGUGACUUGGUUAGAUGUGAUAUUGAUUUCCAAGUUCUACCAUACAGUUAGUUAUCUUGAACAACGUAUAUGGUUGCUGGUAUGCUGAUUUCCAAGUUCUACCAUACAGCCUUCCACUUAGUUUGUUUACAAAUUUAAAUUUGAUAUUGAACCCUUGUGAUCUGCUUUGGAAGCAUGCUUAUUAAGCAAAAUUUCCCCC